Molecule: messenger RNA, 2106 nt
Organism: Trichophyton benhamiae CBS 112371
Lineage: Eukaryota; Fungi; Ascomycota; Eurotiomycetes; Onygenales; Arthrodermataceae
Exons: 3
Coding region: 1-2106 (701 amino acids)
Source: RefSeq, a predicted model, not a curated record
AUGGACUCGACGCACAAUUUAACCGACACCCCAACUCCAAAACCACUGGAGAUAUCAAAGAUAUUUCCCAAGGCAAAGGAAAACGCAGCAGACUUAGUCAAGAAGAACGCCUGCUCACCUUGUCGUAUACCAAGGAGGCGCUCUUCUCAUGUUGUUCGCCCGCCACUUCUUCCUCUAUCAACUACCCAGAACGUGGUGAGGAGCAAUAAGCCUAUACCUGCGAGGCAACACCAGCGUCUACAUAAGGCUACCGCUCUUCAUCCAAAAGCUAUGGAAAACCUCACAGCUGAAAAGCGCGUUUGGGAUGGUAGGGCGUCAUCUGCAGGCGUUCGACAACGCCAGCCAACUCCAAAAGGACCAAAUAUCCUGUCUCGUGCUAUCAACGCACUUGAUUUCAGGAGCCGUGAAUGUAGUGGCAACGAAGCAGACAAUACUGCUAGAGCACAUGGCUUCAGACUUCCUUCUUUACAAAAAGCCUCUAUUAUUCGAGGGAAAGGGUCUGAAGUGAAUUUGCGAGGACACACAGAUAUACGGACAGGAAAAAAGUCCUGUGACGGCCUUUACGAGAAAGCCCAAAUCCAUAGGCACCAAACCCUUUCCUUUGUAGGUGACAAUCUCCUGGCUCCUAAGCCCCGUGACAGCAUCGCCCAAAUACCUCGCAUCCCCCGGAAUAUCCCAAUCACGUCGGCAGCUGUCAACCUAGUGCCGAACUCUCUGAAAUCUAGUCCUGGACAGAAUAAUUCAACGUGGGUAUCUGCUGUCGUUACAGCUAGUAUCAAUGAUUUUACGAGUGGUGUAAAUAUAAAUGGACCAUACGAGGCGGAUAUCCCACUGGAUGUCAUGAUACUGGUUGAUAAUUCGAACGCAUUUCAGCUGGCCUCUGUAUUAGAUAUACUUAUAGACAGAAUCGCCAUCUGCUGUAUAUCUCCCGAUCCUACUCAAAACCUCAACAUUCUGAUGCCAUUAUCAUCUUACAGUCUAGACACAGUUGAGAUUCUGUUCCGGUCACUUCCGGCUUUCCAGCUACCUCAUGGCGAGUCAAGCCGGUCUCGUUUAGCAGGAGCUAUAAAGGAGGCCUCCAACUACCUGAUUCGCCACUCAAGCAGAGGAGCAUCUUGUCAUAUGUUUCUUGUUAGUGCAGGAAGUACAGUACUGAUUCCGGGAGAGUCUAAUGGGGAUAAGUUGCGCUACCAUACCAUAUCACCUGACAAUGCCAUGAUGAUUAACAGCUGUCAGUCAUUGGAAGGCUGGCACAUUGGAACCAAUUUUGGUAGUGAAGAGCAAAGUUCGGUGGACCUCACCUUUAGAAGCAAGCUGCAGUUUGCUAUUCAACAUCUUAGGAUAGGUGUUGAUUCAGGAUACCUUCACAAUCUUGUAUUGCAGCUUGAAGCAGGGCCUGAUUCACAAAUUGAGGCCAUUCUUGGAGACACUAACCGGAGUGUACUUCGACUCGGCGAAUCAUGGACGGUUCUAGUUAAAGUGAAACCUAUCCCCGAGUUGCAAGGUCCUAUCAACAGUGGCCCUGCCACAGCUAUCAGGGAGAAUGAACCACACACUCCGAACGAGUCAACCGUGGACCGGAUGAUCGAUCAACUUCAAGGAAUGCUCAAACCAGCGAGUAAUACUCUUAAUAACGAACACAACAUCACUGCAUCCCUUGAGUAUAAACACUCAGCACUAUCUGGAAACACCAUUCUUUUGACAAAGAAUAAAUUUACUAUUCCUCGAUCUCGCAAAGCAGUUACCUGGGAUGAUAGUGUAAAACCUCCAGCUCCUCGAAGUAAUUCUGCAAUCAGCCAUCGCCAGAUCAUAAAACCUCCGAUCGACAGUGAGGUUAUUUCAGUCAAGAAACGCCAACAGAUCGCCAGCAAUGUUGCUGGAAAUGGUCAUCAGCCAAAGAAGUCCGGAAAAGAUAUUGCAAAUGAGGCCUCAGUUAUGAGGGAAAAUUGUGUGUCAUAUAGGGAUAUGUCUCCUUUUGGAAGCAUGAACCCAUAUAAGGAUAUUUGCAAACAUGCUGAUCCAAUAACUUCACAGCAAUCCCUAAGCAGGAUUCCCGGGUACGGUCAUUUGCAUCGUUUGGAAGAUCCUUUUGCUCGAAUACAUUAA